Suillus paluster is the source of this 2608-nucleotide messenger RNA. RefSeq lists its product as uncharacterized. The record is from RefSeq and is a predicted model, not a curated record. NCBI's taxonomy places the organism in Eukaryota, Fungi, Basidiomycota, Agaricomycetes, Boletales, Suillaceae. The transcript has 13 exons. The coding region runs from base 74 to 2392 and encodes 772 amino acids.
UCUACUACAAUACUAGUAUCCGCUGAUCAGACAUAAUUCCAAUCGACAGCGCACCGAACUCCAAGCACGGACCAUGCUGGUCCUUCCCCGCUUGCCGCACAUGCAUUCAUUCUCGUUUCACUACAAUUUUUCGCGGAAUCAAGCUCUCCUUCCAAUUGGGUUCUUUGUUCUCUGGGUCUCAUCAGAAAUUCUGGUUGACCACAAGUCUGGAACUCCUGUGGAUGUCCACAUUCAGCUCGCCUUCACUGAAGCUAUAAAAUUGUUCAUUGCAUUGGGUUUAUACUCCGUGAGACGAAGAUACUUCCGCCCCGAUUGGUCCCCUUCAUUUGAUGCUUCCAGACAUAACAACGAAGAUCAACCGUUGAACAAUAUAAAUCUCUCACUCGAGGACAGUCAUGAGUCUUUUAUCUCCAGGAACAUUCGACUUAGCGAGCUUGCGCAAAUAUAUCCUCGGUUAAGGCCUACCUGGUCGAGUCUUAGCGCGCGAUCGAGUCUCUCUAUUCUUGUUAUUUCCGCGCUGUACUCGCUACGGGCCUAUGCGAUUUCUAAAAGCAGAGAACACAUUGAUCCACUAGCGCAACACCUUGUAAUCCCCGCGGCGAGUCUCUGUUCGCUAUUUGUGCUGCGUGCAUUCUUUUGCAGAACGUAUGCUCCACAACUGUGGCAUGCUGCUCUUCUACAGUUUUGUGGCUUAUUCAUCGUUCGGAGUGAUCUUAUUGGCCCCUCGAGCGACUUGCCAUACCUUUCGUUGCUUGCGUCUGCGCUCAUCAUCUCGUUUUCGGACACCCUGGUCGACGUUAUAUACAAAUCACGCAAUUCAUCAUCUUUCGAUGUCAUCAAUCUGCUCAUCUUCGCAUUCGGUUGUCUUUCCAAUUUAUCGCUCUAUAUUUUCAGCGUGACGUUUCUUGGCACCAAAAGUCAUGUUUUGGGGUGGCGCGCGGACCCGAUUGCACUUGCUCUAUCAUGUUUAUCGGAUGCCGGUCGAGACGUAUCUGCCCUCUAUGUCAUUUACUAUUACAACGUCAUUUUGGGAAGCACUGUGACCGCACUCGCCUCAACGGUCGUUCUUUUUCUCCUGACUGCAGGUUUCCUCAAUCAACCGGGUGUAUUCAUCGGGUGCCUUCUCGCAUUAACAACAGCGGGCAUCUAUAUCUCCAGUAUAAGACGGACCGCGGAGGAAGAUGUCGGGUCCGAAUGCAUGACACGGCCCCGCUACCCGGUGGCAUUUACAGUGGUAUUAAUUGGAUUUCUGCUUUACGUGUCAUUUGCAAUAACGCAUGAGAGUGUGUGGAGGUCGCGCACCCUGAAAUUGCAAUGGGGAUUCCCCCCAGAGUCCAAUCCAAGCAUUUGUCACCGGCGACCUUUACCGCCUCAUUCGCAUAGGCAGACGCUGGAAAAUUACGGUCGCUUCGACAACGUAUUACUAGUAGUAUUCUUCAGCCACGCGCGUUACGGCGCUAAUCUAGAUUACCACCGAGAAGUGUAUUCUGAUUACUUUCCAAAUAUUCUCUACAUUGGACCUUCCUCUCGCGAGGAUGCAGGCUUUGAUCAUUCCUACGACGUACUCGUGGACUCGUACCAUUCUGACGAGGACCUAAGGGAUCCAUUAUUUUAUAAGAUGGCAGGACGUAUGGCUCAUCAUAUGUUGUUCACCGCUCUCCAGGAGCAUGACUGUUAUGAUGGCUACCUAUGGGUGCCGUUCGACACUCUGCUAAAUAUUCCACGGUUGGAGAAGUUCAAUCAGGAAUUCUUUUGGUACCACUCUCCGUGGGCUUUGCCAGUCUUUAACCCCGCACAGUCGAAUUCAACGCAUAGCCUUGACCUCAGCCUGCAUGCGCCCCCUGCCAACGUAUCACCGGAUCCAUCCGUCAAUCUCACGGAGACCUGGAGGGGAUGGGGACCAGACUGGUGGUGGGGUGAUCCGCAUGUGGGAGUCGAAGUCUGCAUGAAGGCAUUCCAGAAGGUGCCCCUGCACUUGAGAGAACGCCUUGCCGCAUUCACCAAUGGAGACACACGCCUUAUCGGAGGCUCUGUAGAUACGAUGUACAUCCCGGGGCGGCACCGUCAGCUCUUCAUGGAGGUAUUAGGCCUGUUCCUCGAAACGACCUGCUUCCUUGAGAUCGCAGCGCCUACAACGCUGCACCUAGUCGCGCCUCUUCACGAGCCGAUUCUCUUUGUGGAUCAUUGGUGGAUAUAUCAACCGCCGUUCAAUGCGUCUUUUGUGAGGCAGAAGUGGGAGGAAGGAUAUGAGGUGGAUUCGUUUCAUACUUUCCACUGGGGCGAGCGCGACGGAGAUGACGUGUGGAGGGCGAACUACGCGAACGUUGCGGACGUCCGUGUACUGCUGAGAGACUCGGCGGAGAGACAGCGGAUUCCCUUCCCUGUUAGGUGAGGCUUUGUCGAGUCGUCAGACUCAUACUAACAGUGACACAGAAACGAGACGCUGGCUGGAUGAAUUGGGGGCCCCCUGCUCAUUACACACUCCUUACACAACGCUAGCAAGGACCAGACUAGUUUUGCCAGCUUGGGAGGUCGAAAGCUCUUCUGAUACUCGUACAUUGUAAGCGCCAACCAUAGUGAUACAGAACAGAGCAAAUACAAUAUAAAU